GCGAAAUCUUGGUGCCGCCUGCCCUCCUGCCUUCAUUUCCCAUCGUGCCGAGGCGGGUGGCAUGGCGGAGAAGGAUGACACCGGAGUUCGACGAAGAGGUGGUUUUUGAGAACUCUCCACUUUACCAGUAUUUACAGGAUUUAGGACACACAGAUUUUGAAAUAUGUUCUUCUUUGUCACCGAAACCAGAAAAAUGUACAACAGAAGGACAACAAAAGCCUCCUACGGAAGUCCCACCAAAACAAGGCAUACUGGUAAAAUUGGCAGGAUCCAUCAAAAGUUGUAUUUUUUUCCCACUCUGCAGUAAAGAGGAUGCGGUACUUCAUAAGUUGGAUACCGGAUUCCGACUUGACUCAUUGCGUGCCAUCCUGCAACAGGAAGUCCUGUUACAAGAGGAUGUGGAGCUAAUUGAGCUACUUGAUCCCAGUAUCCUGUCUGCAGGGCAACCGCAACAACAGGAAAAUGGACACCUUCCAACACUCUGCUCCCUGGCAACCCCUAAUAUUUGGGAUGUCUCAGUGCUAUUUAUCUUCAUUAGUUUGCUCAUUAUGCUUCCCACUUGGUGGAUUGUCUCUUCCUGGAUGAUAUGGGGAGUGGUUCUAUUUGUUUAUUUGGUUAUAAGAGCUUUGAAAUUAUGGAGAACAGCCAAACUGCAAGUGACCCUAAAAAAAUAUGCUGUUCGUCUAGAAGAUAUGGCAGCAAAUAGCCGUGCAUUUACUAACCUUGUGAGGAAAGCUUUACGUCUCAUUCAAGAAACUGAAGUCAUUUCCAGAGGCUUUACACUGGUCAGUGCUGCUUGCUCAUUUAAUAAAGCUGGACAGCAUCCCAGUCAGCAUCUCAUCGGUCUUCGGAAAGCUGUCUACAGAACUGUAAGAGCCAACUUCCAAGCAGCAAGGCUAGCUACCCUAUAUAUGCUGAAAAAAUAUCCUUUUCUGUCUGUUUUGUUCCAACUCUGGAUGGCACAGAGUUCAGAGUUCUUCAGACGGUUAGCCCUGCUACUUUCUCCAGCCAAUUCACCACUGGGGCCCUUGCUUACUCCAGCACAUUUGCCUCAUCGUAUUUUAUCUGAUGUGACUCAAGGUCUACCUCAUGCUCAUUCUGCCUGUUUGGAAGAGCUUAAGCGCAGCUAUGAAUUCUAUCGGUACUUUGAAACUCAGCACCAAUCAGCUCCCCAGCGUUUAUCCAAAACUCAGCAGAAGUCAAGAGAACUGAAUAAUGUUCACACAGCAGUGCGCAGCUUACAGCUCCAUCUGAAAGCCUUACUGAAUGAGGUAAUAAUUCUUGAAGAUGAACUUAAAAAGCUUGUUUAUACUAAAGAAACACAAGAGCCAGUAUCAGAGGCCUAUCAGGUUCUAGAACAGAAACUAAAGUUGAUUGAGCCCCAUGUUCAAGCAAGCAACAGUUGCUGGGAAGAGGCCAUUUCUCAGGUGGACAAACUGUUACGAAGAAAAACAGACAAAAAAGGCAAACCUGAAGUGGCAUGUGAGAACUCACACUGCAUCACCACACCUGUGAUCCCACCUGCUCUACACAUUGCAGACAAAGACCCCAUCCCUGAGGAACAGGAACUAGAAGCUUAUGUAGAUGAUAUAGAUAUAGACAGUGACUUCAGAAAGGAUGAUUUUUAUUAUUUGUCUCAAGAAGACAAAGAGAGACAAAAGCGUGAGCAGGAAGAAUCCAAGAGGGUGCUUCAGGAAUUAAAGUCUGUGCUGGGAUUUAAGGCUUCAGAGGCAGAAAGGCAGAAAUGGAAGCAGCUCCUGUUUAGUGAUCACGCUGUGUUGAAAACCCUGUCUCCUGUAGACCCAGUGGAACCCAUAAGUAAUUCAGAACCAUCUAUGACUUCAGAUAUUGGAGAAGUCGAUAAAAAUGAUACUGAUGAAGAUAGUAGUAAACCUUCCACAGCCGACAAUGAGAUAAGUAGGACUGAGUAUGUAUGUGAGGACCCUGUAGAAUGUCAAAACAAAGACACUGCAGCAAAUGAGGUCAUCCUUGAAGGAGUUGCAGAAAGAAUGUACUACCAGUGUAAGAGUGAGCAUGAACUACAGCAGGCCAGUAGUGGCGGCCUGGCCACUGCCUCUUCACAUCCCAGAGACUCACCAGAGCCCUCCAUUAAGCAGAGGUUGGCACAACUACAGCUGUCACCGGAAUUUACCUUCACUGCUGGCCUCGCUGCAGAAGUGGCCGCUAGAUCGCUGUCCUUCACCACCAGGCAAGAACAGACUUUCGGAGAUGAGGAGGAAGAACCAGUCAUUGAAGAAAGUGAAAAUGAAGUAGAAGAAAAGUGAGAAUCAAGAUGAAGUCAUUUUAGAUUGUUCCUAUUACAAAGUGUUUUAGCCUCAAGACUGGAAAGGGAAAAUGAGUGUAAGUUUACUAUAUCUAAAGCUAAGAUGUGAAUUUACAGAAAGAACCCUGGUUUGAACAACUGAUCUAAAAUUAGUAGUUACCUGUAAAUGGAUGGUCUUUUAGAAAAUAAGAAAGGUAAGGGCUCUUUUUGAAUAAACAGCUAUUUUAAUGUGGCACAACUGAUGAUCUUGAUAAUUCUUUAAGUACUUUUAAUAAGAAAUGAAGUUAUCAUUUCUUGCCAGGAUUUGCUACCAUAAGGUAACCAGGAUAAUUCUCUUGCAAGAACAUUAACAUUUAGUAUGACUCCUUUUUACUGUAUCCUUGCAGUUAACAACUGCAGCCAUUAUGUCAAUAACAAUUGUUUGUAUUUUAUUUUUGUUUAUACCAGUCUUAAAAGAUACAGGUUCUGAAUAAAAUACUUAAUUCAUACAA
This is a messenger RNA of Dipodomys ordii (Ord's kangaroo rat), 2775 nucleotides long. RefSeq names its product vezatin, adherens junctions transmembrane protein (gene Vezt). The transcript is spliced from 11 exons. The coding region runs from base 75 to 2285 and encodes 736 amino acids. Gene Ontology annotation, molecular function: myosin binding. NCBI's taxonomy places the organism in Eukaryota, Metazoa, Chordata, Mammalia, Rodentia, Heteromyidae. Gene Ontology annotation, biological process: cell-cell adhesion. Gene Ontology annotation, cellular component: plasma membrane. The record is from RefSeq and is a predicted model, not a curated record.